Messenger RNA from Rhizoctonia solani, 243 nucleotides. Its product is annotated as NADH-ubiquinone oxidoreductase family protein. Gene Ontology annotation, cellular component: mitochondrion. The record is from RefSeq and is a predicted model, not a curated record. The transcript is spliced from 5 exons. The coding region runs from base 1 to 243 and encodes 80 amino acids. Lineage: Eukaryota; Fungi; Basidiomycota; Agaricomycetes; Cantharellales; Ceratobasidiaceae.
AUGGCAUCUACAAUCGCCUCACAGGGGGAAGCCGCAAAGGCUAGACUUCCACUCGCAUACCGCGAUCAAUGCUCUGCGUUACUUAUCCCACUAAACAAGUGUCGGAGACAAGGAAACUACAUGCAGUGGAAUUGCGAACAUGAAAGACAUGAAUACGAAAAGUGCCAAUACGAUGACCUCUUGCGUCGAAUGAGACAGCUCUCAAAGAUCAGGAAGGAACAGGCUACGGCAGGGGACGAGUAA